CUACAGGUUAUUACCAAACUUCAAAAUAGUGCAACACGGGUCUUCUCCCCGGUUCAAAUACACGCGUUCAGUUCGUCCUUCGCAAUCUAAACCCUUUUUCCGCCAUGUGAGAUAGCGAGCGACACAGCCACGGAAGUAAUCACACAAACACAUCAAUUCAUCCUUCAAUUAACGCCUCCUUUCGAUUCGAUUUGAUUCGAUUAUUAGGGGAAUUGGAGGAGGGGGUGCAGGUACAAGAGCGUAGUUGUUUGUGUUUUCAUUUCAUCUAUGUUUGGAGGUGUUGCCAAUCCUUCUAAUAGUACACACUUACGCAAGUCUGGGAGUAGACCAGUUGUUUAUGAUCUCGAUGAACACGAAGUGGAGAAUGGCGUCGAGGAAGGUUUAUUGCAUCCGGUGGAGGCAGACGAUUCGAAGGGUAGCGUGACAGCUGUGGGUGCUGCUACAAUGAUGCCAUCACCCGCCUUGUUGUGGAGAUCCAAGGUGCUAUUGUUCCUCAUUUGGGCCUUCAUCUGUUGUAAGAUUGGAUGGGAUUCUGUAAUGAUAAUGAGUGCAGACAAGCGGGAUUUGUUCCUUUAUGAAGCAUUUUUGUAUUUUAACCCUCUUCUUCUGGCGGCUUUGAUGAUUUGGCUGUGGGGAAUCAACUUAUGGUUUUUUGCUCAAGGCGGAGUCAAUUAUGCAAAAAUAUUUGAUCUUGAUCAAAAUCAUCUGACCCAUAGAGAAAUAUGGAAGUGUGCUACAUGGAUGACAAUUAUUGUUCCAACUAGUAUGACAGCAUACAUUUAUCUUUAUUCUCAUGGAGAAGUCUCCUAUGCUGCAUCACAACCAGUGCUCUUAUAUGCUGCCGCAAUAUUGGUUUUGAUAUUCCCCUUUGAUAUUUUUUACUUUUCAUCUAGAUAUUUCUUCUUAAAGACACUUGGGAGAAUAAUUUUCCCAUUACAGGCAAUAUCGUUUGCAGAUUUUUUCUUGGCUGAUAUCUUAACUUCCAUGGUAAAGGUGUUUUCUGAUUUGGAGCGUUCAGUAUGUAGAAUGAUCCAUCGACAGGUUGCCACAAUUGCUUGGUUGGAAGCUGAUUCUGUUUGUGGCAGCCACUCUGUCGCAAUCCCUUUGGUUCUUGUUUUGCCUUAUCUUUUCCGCCUAAACCAAUGCCUCCGUCAGUACAAAGAUACUGGAGAGAAAACUAGUCUUCUGAAUGCCUUGAAAUAUUCGACUGCAGUGCCUGUGAUUUUUCUCUCUGCCCUUAAAUAUCAUGUCUUCCCUGAUAAGUGGACAAACUUUUAUAGGCCUCUCUGGCUUCUGUCAGGGGUUGUGAACUCGUCAUACUCCUUCUACUGGGAUGUAAAUCGAGAUUGGGACCUAGGUGGCUUCACUCGAAUAUUCAAGUUUAACAAGCCACAUCUGUUCUCUCAUAUGUUACACGGAAGGAGAUGGGUAUACUUUUGGGUGAUUGGAAGCAAUUUGAUUUUGCGUUGCACGUGGACAUAUAAGCUGUCUGCCCAUCUUCGUCAUAAUUACCUCACGGUGUUCAUAAUUGCUGCUUUGGAGAUUUUCCGCCGCUUCCAGUGGAUCUUCUUCCGUGUUGAAAAUGAGUGGAACAAGCUGAAUUCCAAAUCACACUCGCAUCUCUCAGCCAAAGAAAUCCCAAACGAUGAAGAGAACUUACUUCAUUCCAUUGACUACAGUGUAUAGGCUAGAUAGAGUAUGAUGCCUAAUACUUUGGCAGUAUCAUACAAGAUAUAUUUCAAAUAUUUUGACGAUAGGGGAUCUCCAUUCCUUACGACCACUGGCUUGGCUACCCCUGGUAUUAAAAUGUCAUUCUUUGUUAACCAAAAAUGAAAAACAGUUCAUUCUUA
Vigna umbellata (rice bean) is the source of this 1850-nucleotide messenger RNA. RefSeq lists its product as uncharacterized. NCBI's taxonomy places the organism in Eukaryota, Viridiplantae, Streptophyta, Magnoliopsida, Fabales, Fabaceae. The record is from RefSeq and is a predicted model, not a curated record. Gene Ontology annotation, cellular component: cytoplasm; membrane.